UAACCGCGAUACAUAUCCCCACUAAAAUUGCACAUUGGAUUAUGUUUUGUGAAACGCGUAGAAAAACUGCUCAGUCGCCGAUUUCAUUGACGUUCAACUGCAUACGUGCAAGUACGCGUUUAUCCUACAGUGGCUUAAAAAUAAAUCGCAGUGUUUAAACCACGUGAGUACGUUAGCGAUGGACAAGGAACAAUCAAAAAAGCUUCACAUACCUUAUCCAACAGGUCCACACGCAACAGGAUGUAUGGAAUUGAUGACAGAAUAUUCCGAAGAAGGAUGUUUUGCCAGGAUAUUUUACCCGACUAACAUUCCAUCUGAUCAGUUGGAUAAAUACUCAGAUAAAUGGGUUCCGUGGAUGCCAAAUGAAAUAUAUUUGAAAGCAUUUGCAAAUUCUCUUGGUUUACCUUAUUUCAUAUUCAAAUAUUUGCCACCAAUCAUCGGCCAAGGUAAUGAUUAAAUUUAAAUUUCCAUAAAUAUAACUUUAUCAAUGAGUGAUGACAUUAAUGAACUUUAAUAUCAAACAAUAAU
This is a messenger RNA of Myzus persicae (green peach aphid), 528 nucleotides long. RefSeq names its product platelet-activating factor acetylhydrolase-like. The transcript has 3 exons. The record is from RefSeq and is a predicted model, not a curated record. Bases 179 to 457 code for a protein of 92 amino acids. Lineage: Eukaryota; Metazoa; Arthropoda; Insecta; Hemiptera; Aphididae.